This is a messenger RNA of Dacryopinax primogenitus, 1091 nucleotides long. RefSeq names its product Aldo/keto reductase. The transcript is spliced from 3 exons. The record is from RefSeq and is a predicted model, not a curated record. Gene Ontology annotation, cellular component: cytosol. The annotation marks the transcript as partial. Lineage: Eukaryota; Fungi; Basidiomycota; Dacrymycetes; Dacrymycetales; Dacrymycetaceae. Gene Ontology annotation, molecular function: oxidoreductase activity, acting on NAD(P)H as acceptor; aldose reductase (NADPH) activity.
AAUGGCCCCUCCCAUCCUCAAGUUGCUCGAUGGGCACGCCGUUCCUCAGCUUGCCUUCGGCACCGGCACAGCGCUCUACGGCUCCAACGCGUCGCUCCCCGUUCAGCGCGCGCUCAAAGCCGGUUUCGUGCAUAUCGAUGCAGCGCAGAUGUAUGCAAACGAGGCAUCUGUUGGGGAUGCUAUUACUGCGAGCGGCUUGCCUAGGGACAAGCUAUUCGUCACCACCAAGUUGGACAAGCUUGCUCCUGGGGAGAGCGUGUCGGACAGUCUGAAAGGGAGCCUGAAGAAGCUCCAGGUGGAGUACGUCGACUUGUGGCUCGUUCACUCGCCUAUCCCGUUCGAGAAGGCAGGAGAACUGGAAGCGGUGUGGAAGGGUAUGGAACAGUGCAAGUCUGAGGGGCUGGCGAGGAGCAUCGGGGUUUCCAACUUCCGUCCGAAGGAUCUCGAGCGAGUGCUCAAGGUUGCGAGGGAUGUGCCAGUUGUGAACCAGAUCGAGUUUCAUCCCUAUGUGCAGAAGCAGCUCACCCCCUUGCUCGCGCUCAUGAAGCAGCACGGCAUCCUCGUCGAGUCCUUUGGGGGGCUCGUACCUAUCACACGCGUCUCUUCUGGCCCCAUUACGCCUAUCCUCUCCCGCCUGGCACAGAAGUACAGCAAAACGGAGGGCCAAGUGCUCAUGCGCUGGCUGGAGGCAAAGGGCGGUAUCUCUGUAACGACGACGACGAAAGAGGAGAGGCUGAAGGAAUACUUGGCAGCAUACGAAGGUGGAGAACUGACGAGUGAGGAAGUGGCUGAGAUCGACGAGGCGGGCGAGAAGCUGCAUUUCAGGCACUUCCAGAAGCAUAUGAACGACUUCUGAGAACGAACGGUCCAGAGACAAUUAGGAACCUCUAUGGACGAGUCUGACCUCGUUCAAGGUUGAUAUAUGCGCUUGAUUCAUAUGACGCCCUUUAUCAGGUCGGCCGCUGCAUAUAUGCGCUCAAUAUUGCGCUCUAACCCACAAGCUCACACUCACCUUGCUCCGCGAUCGCAUAUGCAGUCGCCUGUGUAUGCGCGGCGAUAUGCAGUGGGACAAUGGACAAGUCGACGACCCG